CAUCACUCUCUCUUUCUCUAAGAAACCUCAAAAUUCUCAAAAACAAAAACAAAAAAUCCAUGGCUUUCGAUUCUAACCAUUUCACCCACAAAAUCUUCCUUCUUUGCAACUACAUCCUUCUAGGAGCCGCUUCAAGUUGCAUUUUCCUCACCCUUUCUCUCCGUCUAAUCCCUUCCCUUUGUGGGUUUCUUCUAAUCCUCCUCCACAUUCUCACCAUCGUCGGAGCAAUCUCCGGCAGUGCCGCCGCAUCAUCUUCUUCCUCCACCACCGGACGCAGGUGGUACGGUGCCCAUAUGGUUGCCACAGUUCUAACUGCUAUAUUUCAGGGAUCUGUGGCUGUUUUGAUCUUCACAACUACUAAGGAAUUCCUGGGUAGAUUGGAUUCUUAUGUAAGAGAAGAAAAUGGUGCGAUGAUAUUGAAGUUAGCUGGUGGGUUGUGUGUUUUGAUAUUUUGCUUGGAAUGGGUUGUUCUUACUUUGGCGUUUUUCUUGAAUUAUUAUGCAUUUGUUGAGAGUGGGAAUUCUGGUAAUUCAGUCAAGUUGGGAAGUUCAAAGGCGAGAGCUUUUAAUCAAGAAGAGGAGAUGAAGGGUGAUCUUCCAUUCCCAUUUCAAGUUUAAUCAAUCUUAAGUUAAUUUAAUUCAAUUGAUGAAUCAAUGAUAGGGAUUGAUUGAUCUUCUUAAUUCAUUUCUCUCUCUCUCUGUUUCUUUCUCUGUUCAUGUUCAUGUUCAUGUUCAUGUUCAUGUAAAAGAGAAAUUAUUAUUAUAUAUGUAAAAGAAAGUGGUUUAUUAUAUUAUUCUUAUUAA
Messenger RNA from Impatiens glandulifera, 803 nucleotides. RefSeq lists its product as uncharacterized. The coding region runs from base 60 to 617 and encodes 185 amino acids. Lineage: Eukaryota; Viridiplantae; Streptophyta; Magnoliopsida; Ericales; Balsaminaceae. The record is from RefSeq and is a predicted model, not a curated record. The transcript has a single exon.